Lytechinus pictus (painted urchin) is the source of this 4500-nucleotide messenger RNA. Its product is annotated as RNA polymerase II subunit A C-terminal domain phosphatase-like. Gene Ontology annotation, molecular function: RNA polymerase II CTD heptapeptide repeat phosphatase activity. The coding region runs from base 268 to 2634 and encodes 788 amino acids. Lineage: Eukaryota; Metazoa; Echinodermata; Echinoidea; Temnopleuroida; Toxopneustidae. Gene Ontology annotation, cellular component: nucleus. The transcript has 6 exons. The record is from RefSeq and is a predicted model, not a curated record.
GAAUCUCUCAGCGCUGCCUGCGUGCGCAGCACGAAAGCUGUAUUAAGGAGAAAUGAGUUUAGUCUGGAAUAUUGGUCACUGUCAUUCGUACACAAUUGAUUCAUAUAUGAAAUUUUAUAACAAAUCGAGUACUAUAAACAGUGUUUUUAGACAAAAUAAAACUAAAUUACAACUAAAUUUUUAUUUCACUAUUUUUGCGUAUACGACUGAUUGAGAAGGACCUAAUAUUUUCUGCAAAAUUCUUUCCACGUUUUCUUUCUUUUCAAAAUGGCGGCGUCUGCGCCCCUGGAAAUUUUUCUCCCUGAAAGAAAAAGUUGUAAAAUUUCUAAAUUGAAAGUGAAAUCUGGCUCGAAAGUAUCAAAAGGAACCGUAUUGUUAUUCUAUAGAUCUGAAAAUGAAGAUAUCGGUGGUGAAGAGAAAGGACCUGAGCAGAAAUUGAAGUCUCAAGAUGUUGGAACUGUCAAAGAUAUCCUUGCAAAUGAAGGAGACGAAGUGAAACCAGGGUCGGUUGUCUUGAGGAUUGCAAGAUGUUCACAUCCCACAGUUAUGAAAGACAUGUGUGCAGAAUGCGGGGAAGAUUUGAGAAAGGAUGACGAUGACAAGCAGACACCUGCAAGCAAAGCAUCUGUUGCUAUGAUUCAUAGUAUUCCUGAACUUCAUGUCAGUAAAGAAGAAGCUGAUGUUCUUGCCAAGAUUGAUGAGGAUUCUCUUAUCAAGCACAAAAAGUUGGUUCUUCUUGUUGAUCUGGAUCAGACGCUAAUUCACACUACGCUUGAUGAUGUCCCUGCAGAGAUGCCUGGAGUUCACCAUUUCCAGCUGAGGAAGGGUCCCAUGUUCCCCUGGUACCACACUCGGAUCAGGGAUAACUACCAACAGUUCCUGGACAUCAUCAGCCAGUUCUACCAGCUCCAUAUAUUUACCAUGGGGGUCCGCCUCUAUGCUCAUACUAUUGCGGAGAUCAUUGACCCGGAUGGGAAGUUCUUCUCCCAUCGUAUCCUCUCCAGGGACGAGUGCUUUGACCCCAACUCAAAGAAAGCAAAUUUAAGGUCCAUAUUUCCUAGAGGUGACAAGAUGGUGUGUAUCAUCGAUGAUAGGGAUGAUGUGUGGAGCUUUGCUCCAAACCUAAUCCAGGUUCCUCCCUACCGCUUCUUUGAAGGCACAGGUGAUAUCAACUCCCCUCUAAACCUUAAUGAUCGCAACAAUGCACCUGUGAAAAGGCCCAGGGAAUCACAGCAUAAGUCCUCGCCUCCCUCUCAGAAGGGAGAUGGUGAUGAUGGCCUGAGAGACACGGAGAGUAAGGAAGGAAAGGGAGAAGUGAGUAAGGAGGCUGGUGAGGAAGAGAAGACCAUGGACAAGAACAAGGUGGUGGAUGAGAAAUCGGAGGUGUGCAGUUCAGAGGUGUCCUCAACAACCAAGGAUAGCGAGGAAGAAUCCAGUGACAAAGUAGACAAGGGACGUGGGAAGGGGGCAGGAGAGGGAGAUAUGAAAGGGUUAUCAAAGGAUGAAAUGGAAGAAGGCGAACUUGCCCAUGAAAAGGAGAGUGACAGUGAUAAGGUAACCACUACAGAUGGAACAGGCACAGAAGCGACGUCGCCUGUGGAAGAUCAGGAUGAAUACUUGCUCUACCUUGCAGACACGCUGACACGCAUUCAUAGGAAAUUCUUUGCACAAGUAGAUGCAAAUCCUCGGGAGCUCCCGGAUCUGAAAUCCAUUGUUCCUGCAAUGAGGAUGUCUGUUUUGAAAGGAUGUAACAUUGUCUUCAGCAGUGUGUUCCCCACUAAUAUGCCACCAGAACAGAGCAGAGUGUGGAAAGUGGCUCUUGCGCUAGGGGCUAAGGUCUCCCCUCAGAUUGUUACAAAGAGUAAAGAGGAACAGGCAAAAGGAAGGGCCACUACGCAUCUCGUCGCUGCCAAGGUUGGCACGUCGAAGGUCCAUGCAGCCAAGCGCAGCAAAAGUAUCUUAAUUGUUGAACCCGAUUGGCUGUGGUGCUGUUGGGAGAGAUGGGAGCGGGUGGAUGAGAGGCUCUUUCUUCUUGCCGAUGCCAGUAAACAUGGCAGCAGAAGUAGCACCCCUGGCUUCAGUGACACAGAAAGUAAUGGAUCACAGAAAGGAAAAGGCAAGGCCAAGGUGAACACUAAUGGAAAAGCUGGCUCUACUGGGAUUCCAGGGCAAAGAACAAAGAGCAGACCUUUGAGCAUGUCGGAGGACUAUAAUCCAAUGUUUAGCUUCUCAUCAGAAGACCUUGCCAGUAUGGAUAAGGAAGUUGAGGACAUGUUUGGAAGCAGUAGUGGUGAAAGCAGUAGCAGUAGUAGCAGUGAGUCAGAGGAUGAUGAUCGGUCCAACCCAACAAGUCUAGGCAGCUUGACCAGACCGGCUUCCUCCUCAAGCGAUGAAAGCCUGACAGCAGAAAACCCCAGAGGAUGGAAGCGCAAGCGAGAAGAAAUGGAGGACAAUGACGAUGAUGUGAAUGAUUUUGACCCAUUUGCCAAUAGGCCUGCAGAGGACAGUAGCUCAAGUGCAGGGUUGAGUGAAGGAGAAGAAUGGUUUAGUGAGGAAGAAGGGCAGAAGAUGGCAAAUGCCAUUGAUGACUUACUGACGUACAAGAGAAGCGUCAGAAAAUGGGAUGAAGGCUGAUCAUGCCGAAUUUCAAUACCAAUAAGAGUCAGUUAUGAAUUAUGUGAUUUACAACAAAAGUACUGCUAAUAAUGGUGUAUAAAGCACAAAGAGUUGCCCCUGUUCUUGAUUUGCUUUCCGUCCUUGAUAGCUCGUUUAUAAGUUGAGUUGAAUUGACUUCCCUGUAGGUUAGAAAAAUGACAAAAUGCAUGCUACAACAUAAAUGGUCACUCAAAGAACUUUCCUAAAAAUUUUAACAGAUCUUGACCUUCAAGUUUAUACCAAUAUCAAGCCUUUCCUUGUUGCAGUUUUUUCAUUGUCUUAUUACAUGUAGCGAUAACCAGAAAUCUAAAUACUGCUUAUGAAACUUAACUUGCAUGUUGAUAUUAAAAAAACGGACCUAGAAGCACACAUUUUUCCUAGUUCUAUUGUGAUUCAUGAAUAUGUAAUUACUAAUCUUCCAGCAUGAAUGCUGGAUUAAUUAGCAAGUUUCAAUACGGGUGAAUUGUACAUUUAACACUUUGUAUAUAAUGAAGUAGAGAGGUAAAUGUUUGUUGUUCACCGCUUGUCAAAAGAGGAGAAGAAAAAAAACCUGUUCAUGAGCUUACAAUUCUUUUUAGGUUAAUUUUGAGAUAUGGACCAAUAGUUGCUUGUGCUUUGUGAGCAUCGCAGCUCUCAAAGAAUUUUUAAUCAUUAUUUGUGCAAACUUUGUGGAUUUCUGAGUCUAAUUCGAAUUCCUAAUGUAUUGUAUGUAAUAGAGCCGUGAAUGAUUUAUUGUGCCAAGUGUUACUUUUUCAGCAAAAUGUUCAUGGGAGACAUAAUGUUAGUCUGUUAAACUUGUUUAUCUUAUAAAGCUAAUUCAUUAUUAGAUUGAUAUUGCCACCAUUGACCAAGUCUGUAUUUUGCAUGUUUUAAUAAUCUUCCUGUUAAUACAAGAAUGAUUUAAAUCACAAGCAUCAGGAUGACAUUCUCAAAGUGUUGCUGCAAAUAAUGUACAAACUCCCUGAUAAACGAAUGUCCAAAAAUAUUCACUCAUAGGGCUUUAUCAAGUGUUGAAAUGGGUGCUAUGGGCUGAAAAUCACAAUAUCUGAAAAAACAGAGUAAAAUUCCUUGACAAAAUUUUCAGUGAUUUGUUUGUUUGAUCAAGUAUCUGUUCAAAUAAAAUGAUUUUUUUAGCCUGGACUUCUGCUUUAAUCAAGCAAAUGAAAGCAAAGAAGAAACCUAGAAAAGAACUGUUGUGCUUCCACUUUUCUCUGUCGCUUUUUCCACCAACUUUAGAGCUAUAUUUCUUUUUUGUUGCAUUAUGUGUGCCUCUGUUUGUUACGUGUACAAAGUGUGUGCACUUUACUGGAUGAUUCAACGCAUUUUCAAGAUGGGUUGAACACUUGAUAAAGCUCUUUUUGCAAAAGAAUAAACAUUGUUGUGAGCAUUGUUGGUUUUACCGGUUUUAUUGAUUUAGUCAAGUUUAGGAGAAAAGGCCGUUAUGAACAAUCUGACCUCAUUUAGUAGGCCUUGAUUAAUUGGAACAACUCCAUUGACUGGCCGUAUCUCCCGUUCAAUUUAGCUAAAGAAACAAGCCAGAAAUGAGAGUAACCUUUUUAUUAUUUCAUUUUUAUCUUGCACAGACAAGCAAAAUGACAUCCGGAAUCAUCCAUAACCCAAAAGAAAAACAGGGGCCCAUUUCAUAUAAAGUGUUACAACUAUGGUAACUUUGCUGUUAUGACAACUACCAUGGUAACGGGGCUCAGCAGCCGAUCCCAAUCAAGAAUUCUGUGGUAUUUAUUAUAAUGGCAAGGUAACAAUAGUCUUUACGAGCAGGGCCCCAGAUCUUCUACGACAAUAGCACUCUCAUUCUUAACCCAUUAGUUACCUCUUGAAGGGUGUCCC